This is a messenger RNA of Dovyalis caffra, 608 nucleotides long. Lineage: Eukaryota; Viridiplantae; Streptophyta; Magnoliopsida; Malpighiales; Salicaceae. The record is from the annotation of a GenBank genome assembly.
CCGCUCGUGUCCCUACCCCGUUCCUCGCCGCGCUCUUUGGGUGCGUAUCCGAGGGUUCCGUUAGUUGCUCCCCGGUUGUAUGCUCUCCACUAUGCGGCGGACCUUCUCGACCGAUAUGGCAAGGCUCUUCGCCGUUGAUCCCGCUACCUCCCGGUCCUAUCGUGCUCUCCGGUUUGGGCGAUGCUCUACAAACCUCACCUCGAAAAAUGGGUGAGAUAGAAGGGCAAUCCUUUAUCCCGAGAUUGGCAAGGGAAUUAUAUCAUUCUGUCGUCGGCUUUCUACUUCGCAUCCCCCGGCUUUCGCACCGCUCGCCAAGCCUCUCUCGUCGCUCUCCCUUUGUUCUCAAGCCCGGGUGCGUCCCUCUCUCUAGGUGGUCGCUUUGGUUCCGUCUUCUCCCUCCGUCAAUCUCAUCUCGCCAACUUCACCUCGGCAAGCUUACUAUGCUCGUUCGGUCCCCUCCCCUCGGUUCUGCCGCACUAUCAUGCCGGAUUGUAGCUACUUCACUUGCUAGGCCCCGACCCUAUUAUGUCGUCGCUCGAGGAUCCGCCUAUUCCCGCUUCGGUCACGUCCGUCGGCUCCGGCUGGGGCCGUCAUUCUCGGCUGACUAA